Messenger RNA from Paramisgurnus dabryanus, 1594 nucleotides. NCBI's taxonomy places the organism in Eukaryota, Metazoa, Chordata, Actinopteri, Cypriniformes, Cobitidae. The record is from RefSeq and is a predicted model, not a curated record.
GCAAACUGACCAAUAGAAACACAAAUUGGAGGAUCCAGGAAGUUAUCCGCUACUUUUCAGCAGUCACUCGCAGCUGUCCAGCUAAAGACUCUCAGGACACCUAUUUACUCCAAUAAUCUCCGAAAGACGAAGCUUUAAUAACGUGAAGAUGUCAUCCGGAGCUCUGUUUCCCAGUCUGGUCUCCGGCUCCCGCAGCUCAUCCAGUAAAUAUCUGGUUGAGUUCCGUGCCGGUAAGAUGACACUGAAGGGCAGCACCGUGACCCCAGAUAAGCGCAAGGGCUCCGUCUACAUCCAGCAGACAGAUGACUCCCUUAUCCACUUCUGCUGGAAGGACCGAACCAGCGGGAACGUGGAGGAUGAUCUGAUCAUAUUCCCAGAUGACUGCGAGUUCAAGAGAGUGAACCAGUGUACCACAGGACGUGUUUAUGUGCUAAAGUUUAAGGCUGGAUCUAAAAGGCUGUUCUUUUGGAUGCAGGAACCCAAAACGGACAAAGAUGAGGAAUAUUGUCGCAAAGUGAAUGAGUACCUAAAUAACCCGCCCAUGCCCGGAGCUCUGGGUAGUGGUGGCGGUGGCAGCCAUGAACUCUCUGGAGAAGGUGGCCUGCAAAGCCUUUUGGGUAAUAUGAGCCACAAUCAACUCAUGCAGCUGAUUGGACCGACAGGACUGGGUGGGCUUGGAGGGCUCGGUGCUCUAGCUGGUCCAGGUCUGGCGAGUCUCUUAGGCAGCGGAGGCCCAGCUACCAGCAGCUCAACCUCAAGCUCCCGUAGCCAAUCGGCUGCUGCCACUCCCUCCUCUGGAUCUGCGGCUCGAGUCAGCUCCACUCAGGCACCCACAACACCUGUUACUCCUGCUGCUACCUCCACCGGUUCACCCACGGUGACCCCCACCACCCCUGCAGCCCAGACUCCCUCCGUGCCUGCAGGUGCUCCCUCCAGCUCACAGCCCAUUCAGCUGAGUGACCUCCAGAGCAUUUUGGCCACCAUGAAUGUGCCCGCCACGGCCGCAGAGGGUCAGGGAGUGGACUUAGCGAGCGUAUUGACACCUGAUGUCAUGGCUCCUAUUUUGGCCAAUCCUGAAGUCCAGCAGAGACUUUUGCCUUACCUGCCGUCAGGAGAAUCACUGCCACAAAGUGCAGAAGAAAUCCAGAACACAUUGACCUCUCCACAGUUUCAACAGGCGAUGAGUAUGUUCAGCAGCGCACUGGCCUCUGGUCAGCUCGGCCCUCUCAUGAAUCAGUUCGGCCUGCCGUCUGAAGCCGUUGACGCUGCUAAUAAAGGAGAUGUGGAGGCUUUUGCUAAGGCCAUGGAGGGCAGUGAUACAAAGACGGAUGAUAACGGUGAUUCGAAAGACAAGAAGGAUGAUGAUGAGGACAUGAGCUUGGAUUAAAAUGACCUUUCUCUGCAAAACAGAUUUCCUCUUGCGCUCUCUCUCUCUCUCUGAUAUGAGUCAGUUAUAACGUUCUAGUCUGAGAUGUAUGCCUGUAAUCACUGAUCUAGUUAACUGUUUUGUAUGUCUAAAAAGUUACGCUAUUAAAUAACUGACUGAGCCAUUUCUGUCUGUGUGAUGGGUCAAAUUAAAAUCAUGCAAACAUAA